Molecule: messenger RNA, 1414 nt
Organism: Aedes aegypti (yellow fever mosquito)
Lineage: Eukaryota; Metazoa; Arthropoda; Insecta; Diptera; Culicidae
Exons: 2
Coding region: 385-1110 (241 amino acids)
Source: RefSeq, a predicted model, not a curated record
GCAGUCUCUAUAAUAGAGUCAGCCAGUAGCACGCGGUUUGAAAGAGAAAAAGAAAGCGCAAAAGACCGCAUGCUGACCAGGUUGAUCGUAUAGGUAUUGAAGGCAAGCGCGCGAUCUUUCGCCCGCGCGCGCUCCUAUGCGAGAGACAGAGAGAAGCGAGGAAGAAUGUGAUCGUCGAUUUCCAUAGCAUGCAGAGAAACAGCAAAACGGCAUCUUUUCAAUUUUCUGUUUUUAUACUUUUCUUCUUGCCUGACGUCGUCAAUGAACUUGGCGUAAAUAAAAUAUCUCCCGGUGGCCAGUCGCUUGUUGAACUUGAACCAGAAAGCAACGUACCGGAGGAUAGCUACUGAAUUGAACUGACGGAACCCGGAAUCGAUCUUAAGCAUGUUGAGGACAUUAGUUCUUUUAUUACUGGGUUCAGCCGUCUUAGCCGGGCCAGUGAUCCCCAAAGAUCGUAGAUUGAACAGAAGUGAGGAUAAUGCCGUGGAAAAUAGUAGUGUGGCAGAACAUGGAACUGCAGUUACGGAAGCAGCGGUCUUAAACGAGGCUUCGGAGUCUUCGAGUACUGCAGCCAAUUCGGAGGCUUCUUCAACGGAAGCAAAGCCAAGUCAGAGUUCUACUGCUGCACCUCCGACUACGAUGGGUCUUUUGCCAACUAACAAACCCCGUAAAACCAUCACUUUCGAUCAACGACAGGAAGGAAAAUUCAACAUCCGGGCGGAUUUGGAGAACUUUGUAAUUGUCGUCGUACCAUCUUCUCCUUCUGCUGGUGUGUCAUUGUUGGAUCUUUUGAACCGUGCUGGUCACAAAAAUCACCAGAAGAAAAAAUCCGGUCACCGUAAGAACACGAAAAAUCACGGCUCGCAGAAGAAGUCUUCUCACGUAACUCCAGAAGUGGUAGUUCUGGAUGAGUCUCAAACACAUGCCAGAGUUGCCAACGAAGAGUUCAUCGAGGGUCGAACACCUUACAGAGUCGAUAUCUCUAGUUCUGCCCGCAGCAGCAAUUUCAAUCAACCUUCCCCGAUCUACCGUGUCUAUCGGCCCAACAGUUUCCAUGUUGAGCAACCAACCUCCUCUAACUUGGUCCAUUUUCCAGAGUCUUCAGCCUAGAAUAUCCGCGGUCGGACGUCGACAUGAUGAAACUGCAACUGCAGGAGGACAACGAACGGGAUGGCGCAGGUGGAGCCGACUGGGAACUUAAGCUUCUCGGUGCCCAGGAGCAGUGUGGCCCCGAUCGCAAGCGUGACAGUUACGGCGUAUGUCAAUUUGUAACGCCGUAGGGCGCAUCGUCGUUUCGCUUGCGCAACAUCUAGUAAUUAAGCCUUAUUUAUUAGCCAGGUGCGAUCAAACGCAAUUAAUUUAUUGUCAAACACAUUUUAAGUGCCAAAUAAAAUAAUACAAGACUACAAUUCCA